CUGGCACUGUCAAUGCAUUAGCAACAAUGGCGUCCUCCCAUCAUCCGACUAAAGUUACCACUUUAAUGCCGAAAAAGGAAGAUGCAACCACCUCUGAGACUAACAAGAGACCUGCUGCCGGUGAUGAAGUGCAAGAUACAGGAAUUCCAAGCAGUGAUGUUGGACGUAGAAGCCGACGCAAACGUGCAAAGGUUGAAUAUAAAGAAAUGGAUGAACAUUUAGCUCACAUUUCUGAAGAUGAAUUUUAUUCUGAAGAAGAAAAAAAAGAGAAAAACAAAGAUGUGAAACCUAAAGAAAAGGAAAAAGAAUCCAAAGAGAGUAAUACUAAAGACAAGGAAACGAAAGAAAAAGACACAAAACCUUCAAAUUCAAAGGGAGAUGAAGAAGUUGUUGCUGAAGAAAGUGACCAUUCAGCUGAUGAUCCGUCAGGACUUGAGGGAGCUGCGUUUCAGAGCAGGCUACCAGUAGAUAAACUAACUGCCCAAGAAGCUGCCGCCUUUCCAGACAUUGUUCAGGGCCCACCUCAGUCCCAGAAAGUAUUCCUUUAUCUCAGGAAUAGAAUUUUGCAGCUGUGGUUAGAAAAUCCAAAGCAGCAAUUGACAUUUGAAGCAGCACUUCAAGAUAUUGAGCCACCAUAUAACAGUGAUGGACAAUUGGUUCUGAGAGUUCAUGCAUUUCUAGAGCGUUACAGUUUUAUUAAUUUUGGAAUCUACAAGAGAUUGAAACCACUUCCAGCCAAAAAGAACUGCAAGGUUAUCAUCAUUGGUGCUGGCAUUGCAGGAUUAAGUGCUGCUAGACAGUUACAGUCUUUUGGGGUUGAUGUUGUCAUUUUAGAAGCAAGAGAUAGAGUGGGUGGAAGGAUACAAACUUUUAGAAGAGGAAACUAUGUUGCAGAUCUAGGGGCUAUGGUUGUGACUGGACUGGGAGGGAACCCUGUGACUGUGUUAAGCAAACAGAUCAACAUGGAGCUACAUAAAAUCAAACAGAAAUGUCCACUUUAUGAAAGCAAUGGAUGCACUGUGUUGAAAGAGAAGGAUGAAAUGGUUGAGAGAGAGUUUAACAGACUGCUGGAAACCACUUCAUUUCUGUCACACCAGGUCAACUUUAAUGAAAUUAAUGGUAAACCUGCAUCAUUGGGACAAGCCUUGGAGGCUGUUAUCAAGUUACAAGAGAAACAUGUGAAGGAUAAACAGUGUGAGCACCAGAGAAGUAUCAUUGAAAUGCAAGAAAGACUCAGGAAAUGUCAAGCACAGAUGCUAGCUCAGCGGGAUAGAGUGCAAGAGCUACAUAAGCAAUGGAAAGAGGCAUCUGAUGUGAAGCCACCAAGGGACAUCACUGCUGAAUUCCUUGUCAAAAGUAAACUAAGAGAUCUGAAUGCUGCAAUAAAAGAAUAUGAUCAACAAACUGCCAAACAAAAAGAAAUAGAAGAUAAACUUCAUGAACUGGAAGCUAAUCCACCAAGUGAUGUGUACUUGUCAUCCAGAGAUCGCCAGAUUUUAGACUGGCACUUUGCCAAUUUAGAGUUUGCUAAUGCCACACCUUUAUCCAAUCUCUCUCUUAAACACUGGGAUCAAGAUGAUGACUAUGAGUUUUCAGGAAGUCAUUUAACAGUAAGAAAUGGUUACUCUUGUGUUCCCACGGCCAUUGCUGAAGGUUUGGACUACAAGCUUAAUACAGUUGUCAAACAGAUCAAAAUAUUAGAGAAAGGUGUAGAGGUAGUGACCACAGCUAAAAAUGGAUCUAAUCAGCAGACCUAUAAAGGAGAUGCUGUCUUGUGUACACUUCCUCUUGGAGUACUGAAGGAGUGUAUCAAUACUGUUCCUAAUGUACCCCAUUUCAUUCCUCCACUUCCAGACUGGAAAGCUGAUGCCAUAGCUAGACUUGGGUUUGGGAAUCUCAAUAAGGUUGUUUUAUGCUUUGACAGAGUUUUCUGGGACCCCAGUGCUAAUCUUUUUGGACAUGUAGGAAGUACCACAGCAAGCAGAGGGGAACUAUUUUUAUUUUGGAACUUGUACAAAGCACCUGUCCUGCUGGCUCUUAUAGCUGGGGAGGCAGCAGCCAUAAUGGAAAAUGUCAGUGAUGAUGUUAUUGUUGGUCGCUGCCUUGUAGUUAUGAAAGGAAUCUUCGGGGCUAAUGCUGUACCACAGCCUAAAGAAUCUUUAGUUUCAAGGUGGAGAGCGGAUCCAUAUGCAAGAGGAUCUUAUUCUUAUGUAGCUGCUGGAUCAUCAGGUAAUGAUUAUGAUCUCCUAGCAUCGCCCAUUGCUCAUCCUGCUGGUGCCCCAGCCCGGCUUUUCUUUGCUGGUGAGCAUACCAUACGGAAUUAUCCAGCCACAGUUCAUGGCGCUAUGCUCAGUGGCUUCCGUGAAGCUGGUCGUAUAGCUGACAAAUUCCUUGGGGCUCCAUACUGUGCUCCUCAGUCUAAGCCAAAUAUUAUUGUUGUUCCAGAUGCUUAGAAAUACUGAUCUAGCAUUAUAUGUUUUAUUACAUUGGUUGUCAAAUUAACAUUUAUGUGAUCAAAGAGAGCAACUUCCUACGAGAAGAAGCUUUAAAAUGAGAAUAGUAUUGGUACUGUUACAAAUUAUCGUGCUGGAAGUAAAGUUUCAACAUUGAAAUUGAUUCAAUGCUGUUUUUUUUUUUUUGGUUUUGUUUUUAAUGAACAUGCUACUUGCAUUAGUUAGUUUGAAAAAAGAAGUCUUUUAUUCUUCAGAAAUAAAUGACUUACAUUGAUUUUCAGCAUGCAUUUUGUAGAACACAUGUUAGUAUUAAAGUAUAGCAGUAACAUGCUUUUACAUGACUAAUGAAACUAGAAUUUUUUUAUUUUUUUUUUAAAUUCUAGUUUUGACAGAAUAGAAAUCUCAUUUUUUUUUUUAAAUGUACUCUAUUAGAUGUUUCUGUUUGAUUCAGUGAAGCAUCCUUUAAAGUGAAAAUUUAUACUUGCACACGUCUGUAGUUUAAAAAAAUCUUUUCAUGCAUCUAAAUGUAAAUUAUGUACAAAUUAUUGAAUCUUUCAUUUGUUUUAAAAUGAUGUUUAUCUCUUAUUGUUGUACAUUAGUUGUCACUGCCAAAGUUUGUUGAUCAAUGUGAACAUAUUUUGUUAUGAAUUGUGUAAGUUGUAUUCUUUUAAAUUUAUAUGUCUCUAUGCUUUCUCAACAGUUCACAUGAAAUUCAUGUAAACUUAGUUGAACUUUGAAUGGAUUUAUUAACAUUGACAAAAAUUAAAAGCAUUUUGAUUUA
Biomphalaria glabrata is the source of this 3234-nucleotide messenger RNA. Its product is annotated as lysine-specific histone demethylase 1A-like. Bases 27 to 2453 code for a protein of 808 amino acids. Gene Ontology annotation, biological process: regulation of DNA-templated transcription. Gene Ontology annotation, molecular function: flavin adenine dinucleotide binding; oxidoreductase activity; protein binding. Gene Ontology annotation, cellular component: nucleus. The record is from RefSeq and is a predicted model, not a curated record. NCBI's taxonomy places the organism in Eukaryota, Metazoa, Mollusca, Gastropoda, Planorbidae. The transcript is spliced from 18 exons.